Messenger RNA from Elephantulus edwardii (Cape elephant shrew), 324 nucleotides. Its product is annotated as 60S ribosomal protein L13-like. Gene Ontology annotation, biological process: translation. Bases 1 to 324 code for a protein of 107 amino acids. The transcript has 3 exons. The record is from RefSeq and is a predicted model, not a curated record. Gene Ontology annotation, cellular component: ribosome; cytosolic large ribosomal subunit. Lineage: Eukaryota; Metazoa; Chordata; Mammalia; Macroscelidea; Macroscelididae. Gene Ontology annotation, molecular function: structural constituent of ribosome; RNA binding.
AUGCGCCCCACAGUGUGGUAUCACACCCAAGUGCAAGCCGGCAGGGGCUUCGGCCUGGAAGAGCUCAGCGUGGCCAUCAUCCACCAGAAGGGAGACAGUUCUGCUGAGGAGGUCAAACUGGCCACUCAGCCAGCAGGACAACUGAUGCCCAUCCAGAACUUGGACAAGGAGAAAGCCCAGGUCAUCAGGCAGGAAGAGAAGGACUCCAAGGCCUUUGUUAGUCUCUGCACAGCCGGUGCCCAUGGAAUCCGAGCCCAGAGGGGCAAGGGGGCCACAGAGCAGGAUGUGGAGAAGAAAAAGCAGGCUGAUGCUACAGACCUUUAA